AUUAUAUUCUUAGAAUGAGUUUGGAGACAAACAUAAUUGUAUUUCAACCAUAGUGAUACUUGCUGCUAUGGUACGAGAGGUAACUGCGGGGCAAAUAGUAGGGACAGUGUUAUCAGUUUCACUUUUGUGACGUGCUGUAGCGUUGUAAAUAGCAAAUAGCUUUAUCACUACCAAGUUGAUAAACGCUCAUUUAGUCGCGAUUGUGCCAAUAAGCCAACACUACAAAUCUGGCAAAGCUACUAAAGUGUAUUAAAUUCUGUUGUUCUUAACGUCAAAAUAUAAAAUUGUAGGCUUUCGAACACAAAAAUAUAAAAAUGUUCAGUGGUUUCCGUACGCCUUUACGUUUGCGUUGGCCUAAACUGGAGCGGGCCAAGAGAAGAAACAAGGAGGAAAGGGAGACAAUGAUUGUCUUCGUCUAUGACACAGAAUGUCUCAAGGACGAAGCAGAUGAUCCGGUGGAAGCAGUUCUCUACUUUCACCCAAGUUGGGUAUCAGACACACAGAAAGUGGCACUUUGUGGGCAACUAAUGGGUACAUCGUACUUCCUAAAAGACUGUUUCUGCAAACCGAAAAUUAUGGCUUUGCAAAACGGUAAAUUUGUGUUAAAGGAAUUUGGCAGAUUUACCUUGGCUGUCGGCACGGACCGCAACAUCUCAGAUUAUUUACUCGAAAAACGUGCUGAUUUGCUUGCCUCUCUUGUGAAAUUCUUCCAUCGUGAUUUGCAAAGUCUCUUUGAUCAGUUUCCACAACAAGCGCAAUAUAAGAAUCUCUCCGAAAAGCUAUAUCACAUUUUCGAAACAUAUCUGCCGAUUUUGCAACGUAACGGACAUAUUUUCCAAAACGUACCCAAGCUGCGUAUGCCGAAGACGGCAAGCAAUAUAUUUUUGGAUGCCAUACAAACAUUACAGUGCUGUCAGCAGACCACGGGCAUAUUGGGCGGCGCCGUACUUUACCAUAACAAAGUGGUUGCGUCUCAAUUGGGCGAUACCAUAACUAAGCAGCUUGUAUUAACGGAUCCGUUGCACAUACGCACUACCGCCGAACAGAUACACAUCACUGAUUUUCACAUACCCAACGGCGUACAAAUGCUAGUGGUUUAUGUGGAUGUCAAACAAUAUAACCGAUUAGCAGCAGAUGCGCAGCGCGCUCAAACAUUACAGACCACACAACUGUCACAGGGUCUGUUUCCGUUUCAGUAUGUGAAACGUAAACUGAAACGCGAUAAAUCGUUAAUUUUCACCCACAUACCAGAGGAGAGCAGCACCGCCGGCGGUGCGGCAGGUGAACUUGCGGAGGAGGAGAAGGAUGUGGGGCAAACACUCACUGCAGUACGUUCAAAAUCAUUGCUGAUACGCCCCACACACUUGCCUUUGCGUGUUCGCAACGGUAUGGGCAGUUCGAAAGAGCUGCCUGAAUCAGGCAUUGCUUCGAUAAAUUUCGAUGAGACUGAUUCGUAUCCGGAAUUUAUUGGACGUACUAGUGUGUGUUCCACACCAAUGACCGAGAAUAAAGUUCUGCAAGUAGGGAACAUUAUGUCUAUCUGUGCUAAUCCAGAGGAUGAGAGCAACUCGAAUAAGCAGAAAAUACAAGGUACCAACCGACGGAAUUCGGUAAAAUUUGACUUUGAGAAAUUCUUUCAAAAUUUCAUUGCUAAUCCCAAUAAGCAAAUGGAGCGGCGCAACUCUUUCACCGACUUGCAAGAUUCACUCAAGAAGAUCUCGAAGAAAUUAUCACUCAAACAAUUUUCGCAUAGCUUUAAGUCUGACGUCAAUCGCAAUGGCAGCAUUAGCGGCAUUGAGGUCAUGGAAUCUCCUGAUUUUAUCGAGAAUGACGAUGAUGUUGAAGUGGAGCAAAAUUCCGACAACUCUGAUGAGAAUAAUGGCACAUCCCGCACCAUAACCGAUCCUACCUAUCCCGUUUUCAAUGAGAAUGGUCAACCAAUUUCGCGUAGCCUCUUCCAAGAGUUCAUAGAAAAAUACUACCGCUUGUGGGCGGAUAAUGGCAGCGGUACUGGCAGCGCCAAAAAGGAGGUAGAAAUCGCACAACUCAUUGAGGAAUUCAAGGAGUUCGAUAAUGAGCUUAAAAAACUAGACGAAUCGCUGUGCCGUCAGGACCUCGGCGAUAAUUGCAAUAGCACACAACUCAAAACCGAUCGUAACUUGAAUACUGAACCAGCCACCGUGAUGACAAAAGCGAAAACACCAAUUGAUAAGAAAUCACUUAGCCUUCCACUGAAGCCACUCGCCGAUGCAGCAGCCAACAAUGAGCGUGAACUGCCGUUUGUUAUAGCGAAUCGUAAGCAAACUGGUGGUGUGCCACUCACACCGCUCAUGGCCAAACUCUCUGUGUUGGCGUUGAAUGAGGAGCACAACUGCAGCGGUGCUUGGGAUGCCAACGCUGUGGAAAUUCAAACGCCACUAAACACGUCUAAAGUAUUCUCGCGUCGCAACUCCUUGAUAUGUGACGAUGCUGUGGAUGCCUUAGCGACAUUGUCUACAAACACACAGUCCACAAGGAAUGGUUUGAAGCGACUGGAGUUGUACAUGUGUGGCCAGCAAAAUAUGACCCUGCUGCUGUUAAUGGAGGAGGGAACGGCGCGCCAGCAGCCCGUUGUGCAGAAAAUGUUCGAUGUUUGUGUUGCUAAAUUUCCGCAUAUGGAAUUGCAUUUAAAUCAAAUGCUCAAUGUCAAUGUGGAAGGCGAUAAGCGUGACGGCGCCUACAGUUUCAUGAGUAUCGAUGCGAAAUGGGAUACGUUGGAGCGUAAUGGACCAUGGAAUCCGAUGGAAUUGAACAUACUCGAAUGUAUGCAUCAAGAAUUGCAGCCAAACGAUGAGAUCUCUAACUUGAUUUUGAGAUCACACGAUGCAGUUUACUAUGGCUACAAGUCUGGUCGUUCUGAAUUCUUUUACAAAGAAGAUCAAGCGGCACAUUCCACCAACGGCAUACCGCCACCCUCCGAUCCCAUGGGCAAUGUAGCGAUGCGCGCCAAAACGCAUCUGGAACGUGAUCAUUCAUACAUUUUAUUUUAAACUCGAUAAACGUAUUUGCGAAAGUAAGAUAGCAAAAUAUUGUGUGAAUGAAUGUAUUAUGCUUUCUAAAUUUUAUUUUUAUAGUAGUGAUAUUUAGAAAACUAGACUAGAUUUACUAUUAAUACUAUUAUUUAUUACUAUUUAGUAGCGGUAGCCGCAUCAACAACAAAAAUAUGUUUCACUUAAACUCAUUAGUGCGCCACUAGCCUAGCGCCGGCAAUUCUAAGCAGAUACAAAAUAUUUUGUCUAUAGUACUCAAAACUUAAAAAUUAAAUGUUAGACUCGAAGUAAAUCUUAAGAGUGUAGUUGUUGCUUUUUAUGAACACGACUAAAACAUAUUCAAUAUUGUUAUUUAAGAGAGUAUAUUAAUUAUGAAAAAAGUGUUUUAUAAUAGUAGUAAAAGAAUAUUAAGGGUUUUUUGAGAUAUGAAUAUUUUUCCUUUAUCAACAAUUUAAAUUCACAGCGCAAAAAAUUAUGCUACAUUUUUUCGUAAAGAACAGGUAAUAGAAGAGAUUUGUUGAUUUUUAUUAACAUUUUAUUAUUUAACUAUUAAAAUUUUUUGUCAAUUUAUACCAAAUUUUUUUACAAUCGAACAUUUAUUUAUUUUGGUAAUUUUGUUUGCUUAACACCUUUUAAAAAUAAUAUCUUAGCAUUUGAACUAUUAAAACUACGCGACGGCGCCUAACAGUAUGCUCUCUUUAUUAAGGGGGUAUUCUACUCUAGAAGCAUGAAUUUCAGGUAAUUUUUAAGGUGUCCUAAAAAAAGGCAAUUAAUAUUUUUGCUAUCCAUUUUUUUUGGUGUUUUUAUUGAUAUCUUAAGAAUACAGGAAAAAAAUUUUACAAAAAAAUAUUAAAAAUUAAAAUAAUUAGAGGAGGGGGAGAGACAGGUGUAAAAAAAUGGCGCAUCCUGGUGACAUUGAUCCUGACUCUCCUGGUGGUCUGAAAAAAAAUCAAAAGAAAUUCUUAAUCAGUAAGGAUGCUGUUAUAGUCCCUAUUUCAGGGAACACGAAAAAAUUUUUUUUUUUGAAAAAUGGCGACUGCCUGAAAAUAAAAAUCAUUUUUUACGUUUUUUUUUGAAAUUCCUGAAUUUUUUUAAAAUAUAAAAAACAAAAAUUUUGACACGAUGCUGGUAGGAACGAUAAAGGAUUAUAUAAAGAAGGUUCACACAAAAUUUCAAGUAAAUCGGUUGUAUAGAACUUGAGAUAAUGCCGGUAUCGUGUGGAAAAAAGUAGUUUCGAGAAAAACGCGUUUAAAAAAUUCGAUACGGCCGAACCGAGCUAGGCACUGUGUCACUAAAGUAACUGUAGGUCUUAAAAUAAUUUUAAUUUUUAAAAAUCCUUUGGAGGAUAUGUUCUUAAGGAUCUAAACUUUAAAUAUAUGAAAAAAAUCGAAUUUUUCAAAAUUCUAGAGUAGAAUACCCCCUUAAAACCUUUCGUGCUUAUAAUACCCAAUGUAACAAAGUGACGGCUGUGCAGUCACUUUUAGGCAAAUGUAACACAUUUUUUGGUAUACAUCUACACUUUUAUUUAAUAAUCAUAUAAAUAUAUACCAAAAAAAUGUGUUAAAUUUGCCUUAUCAAUUUGCCAAUUUACAAUUUGCCAUUACACAUUUUUGUUAACUAUAGACUAAGAUUUUUAGACAUUUUUUUACUCCCGUACGCUAAUAGCCUCCAUAUAUACAUAUAAUAUGUGAAUGUAAAAAUACUGAACCACUUUUUUGUGCAAUACCUCUACAAAUUCUUCCUGUAAUUAUUUUAUUAUAAACUAUUAAGUGCAGUAGGGAGAGAGAUAAGGGAAAUGAUUGUAGUUUUUAGCUUGAAAUUUGUACCUUGAAAUUGUCCAUAAAUGCUUUUUGCAAAAAGGGAGAACUUGCAACAUAUAUUGCGUCGCAAUAUAUUGUUUGAAUCUCAUGAUACUACUGUGAUCAAAUUGAAAGGUGAAUUUUGUCCAUUUCAUUUCCUUCAAAGUAAUCCCCUCCCGCUGAAAUAAACUUAUGCCAACGAAUGUUCCAGUCAUCAUAGCACUUGGAAAAAUCCUCCGUCGUGAUUUCCAUCACGCCUUCUUCGAUUCAGCUUUUAUAUCCCUAAUUGUUACACGAAGGUAAAUCUGGCGAAUGCGGUGGUUGCGGCACGAUAUUAGUUGAAAAUGUGGCGAAAUGAUCACAAAUAACCAAUGCAGUAUGAGAUGGUGCAUUAUCGCACUUCCUUGUUCAAUAUAUUCAGACAUAGUAAAAAUCGAAGAAUUCACGCGUAUAUCAAAUCUCUUCUUCUUAAUUGGCGUAUACACCGCUUACGCGAUUAUUGCCGAGUUAACAAGAGUGCGCCAGUCGUUUCUUCUUUUCGCUACGUGGCGCCAAUUGGAUAUUCCAAGCGAAGCCAGGUCCUUCUCCACUUGGUCCUUCGAACGGAGUGGAGGUCUUCCUCUUCCUCUGCUUCCCCCGGCGGGUACUGCGUAGAAUACUUUCAGAGCUGGAGUGUUUUCGUCCAUCCGGACAACAUGACCUAGCCAGCGUAGCCGCUGUCUUUUAAUUCGCUGAACUAUGUCGAUGUCGUCGUAUAUCUCGUACAGCUCAUCGUUCCAUCGAAUGCGGUAUACGCCGUGGCUAACGCGCAAAGGACCAUAAAUCUUUAGCAGAACUUUUCUCUCGAAAACUCGCAACGUCGACUCAUCCGUUGUUGACAUCGUCCAGGACUCUGCACCAUAUAGCAGGACGGGAAUUAUGAGUGACUUAUAGUGUUUGGUUUUUGUUUGUCGAGAGAGGACUUUGCUUCUCAAUUGCCUACUCAAUCCGAAGUAACACCUGUUGGCAAGAGUUAUCCUGCGUUGGAUUUCUAGGCUGACAUUGUUGGUGGUGUUUACGCUGGUUCCAAGAUAGACGAAAUUAUCUACAACUUCAAAGUUAUGACUGUCAACAGUGACGUGAGUGCCAAGUCGCGAGCGCGACGACUGUUUGUUUGAUGACAGGAGAUAUUUCGUUUUGCCCUCGUUCACUGCAAAACUCAUUUGUUUUGCUUCCUUGUCCAGUCUGGAGAAAGCAGAACUAACGGCGCGGGUGUUAAGGCCGAUGAUAUCAAUAUCAUCGGCAUACGCCAGCAGCUGUACACUCUUAUAGAAGAUGGUACCUUCUCUAUUUAGUUCUGCGGCAGGUUUUCUCCAGAAGCAGGAUGAAAAAGUCGCACGAUAGGGAAUCGCCAUGUCUGAAACCUCGUUUGGUAUUGAACGGCUCGGAGAGGUCCUUCCCGAUUCUGACGGAGCUUUUGGUGUUGCUCAACACAAAGUUUUGCGGGGAUACCAAAUCCAGACAUCGCGGCAUAAAGGCAGCUCCUUUUCGUGCUAUCGAAAGCAGCUUUGAAAUCGACGAAGAGGUGGUGUGUGUCGAUUCUCCUUUCACGGGUCUUUUCCAAGACUUGGCGCAUGGUGAAUAUCUGGUCGGUUGUUGAUUUUCCAGGUCUGAAGCCACACUGAUAAGGUCCAAACAGUUUGUUGACGGUGGGCUUUAAUCUUUCACACAAUACGCUCGAUAGAACCUUAUAUGCGAUGUUGAGGAGGCUAAUCCCACGGUAGUUGGCGCAGAUUGUGGGGUCUCCUUUUUUAUGGAUUGGGCAUAGCACACUUAAAUUCCAAUCGCUGGGCAUGCUUUCGUCCGACCAUAUUUUACAAAGAAGCUGAUGCAUGGUCCUUAUCAGUUCUUUGCCGCCGUGUUUGAAUGGCUCGGCCGGUAAUCCAUCGGCCCCUGCCGCUUUGUUGUUUUUCAGGCGGGUAAUUGCUAUUCGAACUUCUUCAUGGUCGGGCAAUGGAACGUCUGCUCCAUCGUCAUCGACUGGGGAAUCGGGUUCGCCUUCUCCUGGCGUUGUGCAUUCUCUGCCAGUCAGCAGGCUGGAAAAGUAGUCACUCCAUAAUCUAAGUAUGCUCUGGGCAUCGGUCACUAGAUCACCUUUGGGGUUCUACAAGAGUAUGCUUCGGUCUUGAAACCUUCUGUAAGCCGCCGCAUUUUUUCGUAGAAUUUUCGAGCAUUACCCCUGUCGGCCAGCUUAUCAAGCUCUUCAUACUCACGCAUUUCGGCCUCUUUCUUCUUCUGUCUGCAAAUGCGUCUCGCUUCCCUCUUCAACUCUCGGUAUCUAUCCCAUCCCGCACGUGUAGUGGUCGAUCGUAACGAUGCGAGGUAGGCAGCCUGUUUUCUCUCCGCUGCGACACGGCACUUCUCGUCAUACCAGCUGUUCUUUUGCACUUUCCGAAAACCAAUGGUUUCGGUUGCAGCUGUACGUAAGGAGUUCGAAAUGCCGUCCCACAGUUCCCUUAUACCGAGUUGUUGACGAGUGCUCUCAGAGAGCAGGAAGGCAAGCCUAGUAGAAAAUCGUUCGGCUGUCAGUUGUGAUUGCCGCUUCUCGACGUCGAACCUUCCUUGUGUUUGUUGGCGUGCGUUUUUUGCUGCACAGAGGCGGGUGCGAAUCUUGGCUGCAACAAGCUAGUGGUCCGAGUCGAUGUUAGGACCUCGGAGCGCACGCACAUCUAAAACACUGGAGACUUGCCUUCUAUCUAUCGCAACAUGAUCGAUCCGGUUGGUGGCUUUUCUAUCGGGAGACAGCCAGGUAGCUUGAUGUAUUUUCUUAUACUGAAAUCUAGUACUGCAGAUAACCAUAUUUCGGGCCCCGGCGAAGUCGAUCAGCCUCAACCCAUUUGGGGAUGUUUCGUCGUGGAGGCUGAAUUUACCGACCGUAGUGCCAAAGAUACCUUCUUUGCCCACCCUGGCGUUAAAGUCGCCAAGCACGAUUUUGAUAACGUGGCGGGGGCAGCCCUCAUAAGUGCGCUCCAAGCACUCAUAAAAGGCAUCUUUGGUCACAUCGUCCUUCUCUUCCGUCGGGGCGUGGGCGCAAAUCAGCGAUAUGUUGAAGAACCUCACUUUGAUGCGGAUUGUGGCUAGACGUUCAUUCACAGGAGUGAAUGAUAGUACUCGGCGACGGAGUCUCUCUCCCACCACGAAUCCCACACCAAACUUGCGCUCCUUUAUAUGGCCACUGUAGUAAAUGUCACAAGGACCUACUCGUCUCUGUCCUUGUCCCGUCCAUCGCAUUUCUUGGACGGCGGUGAUGUCAGCCUUUAUUUUUACGAGGACAUGAACCAGCUGGGCAACGGCACCUUCCCAAUUAAGGGACCGGACAUUCCAGGUGCAUGCCCUCAAUUCGUAGUCCUUAUUUCGUUUGCCACGGUCGUCAUCAAAAGGGGGGUCUCUCAUCCGAGGCUGAUUGCUAAUUUUCAUUGGUAAGUUUUUUUUUACGUGGCGGGUCCAAAACCCAGCGCACAACCCUGCGGAGGGGAUGUUUCGCCUUCUCACUUUAGCUCGCCUUCAAACGGAUGUUCUUAGGCUACCCAGAGGAUACUUGGUCAAAGACCGGAAGUAGUGAGUUGCUUGAGUCAUAUGUAAAAGAAUCGUUUCUGGCCACUCCCAAGUGAAUGGCGAUCAGAGAACUUUCCUCACUUGCGUGAACUUCUACAUAUGACUCCAUCCUCCGUAUAUCAAAUACUAAUGAAUAUUUCGAAAAACUUACAGAAAAAAAAUUUACCGAUUCGAAAAAGACGCGAAGUAUAAAUUAAAAAUUCACCUUUCGAUUUGAUCACAAUAAUAUGAUUUUGAGAGGUCCUUACUGCAAACACAUACAUACACAUACAAAUAUACAUAUAUAUUUUAUAAAUAAGAAAUCACGUUCCAGAAAAUUUAACGUGCCAAUUACACAUUCCAUUCCAUUUCAUUAAAUUAAUAUUAAAUAGUAAUUGCAUAAGUUUUAUUGGAUAUGGAGCCCAGUGGCGUAUACCAUAGAUGUAGUAAUGCAUUCACCUAUACUUAUCUGGUGUUCAGCACCUUGCAGAAGAUUUCUUGUGUAAUGGUUGCGCUGAAAUUUUAAACAAAAGAAAAUAAGAAGUGCUGCGGGCACUUCUUUAUAUUUUUGUUAUUUAUCCUUUAUCAAAAAAUAUCGACAAAGAUAAUAUAUUAUAAUGGAUUUUAGGUAGCAACUCAUAUCAUAAACAUUAUUAUGUACUGUCCUCAUUAAAGCUCAUUGCUUGUCCGAACACCGCCCGCAACGCCGUUCAAUUAGUUGUAAGGACAUAAUUAUCAACAAGAAGAGAAAACGAAAGUAAAAUAAAAAGCGUAAACUAAAAGAUUUGACGAUAAUAGUUAUGAUUAGUGUUGAUGUAAGACUUAUAAAAAGUCAGCUUCGGGCUUUCUGUGAGAGAGUUGUUACUUUUCAAUAAACAAAAAAAGAAAGUAAAUCUGAAACACUUAUUUUAGCGUCAAUUUUGUAUUACAACAAAUUACAUUUACCUCAGCGUUUUGACUGUCAAAUAUGGCAAAUCGCCAAUAUAGAUCUCUCGAAAUCCACGACAGCUAAUGUUAUACCUAAAGUUUCCGGAUGCGUUUAGAAGUGUACAAAAUUCUGUUUGAUAUAAUUGAAAUAAUUUCUCCGAUGGAACUGUAUUUUUAAGAUGUUGCUCUUUGUUUUAGCUUCGAGCUAAAACCGCUUAAAGGAAAUGUUUGUUACUUCUUUAUAAUUAAAUGAAUUUUAUUACAUUAUAUAAUGAGGUAACUGCGAAAAUUGCAGUAUUUUUCUUUUAAAUAAUCCCAAUUCUCUAAAACAAGUUUAUUAUGUUGUUAUACAUAUAUGUGAGUUUUUAUAUACUUAUAUAUAUUUAAUCAGACGAAAACUUAUAAAAUACAUACAAAAAAAAAAAUAAAUAAAUAGUUAGUAAAAGUCCUUAGCAGCCAGCUAAAGCAGGAUGCGCAAUAUUGAAGUGUAGUUUUUUUUCGCUAUAAUUUUCUACACUUAAAUGCUUUAACACUUACAUAUGUGUCUACUUAAGCAUACCAAUUGUUGACAUUAUUACAUACAUACAGACAUACGUAUCUAUCGUUAAUUAUAUAAUUUCAAAUAAACUUAUUUAUGUAAA
Bactrocera neohumeralis is the source of this 9969-nucleotide messenger RNA. RefSeq lists its product as uncharacterized. The record is from RefSeq and is a predicted model, not a curated record. NCBI's taxonomy places the organism in Eukaryota, Metazoa, Arthropoda, Insecta, Diptera, Tephritidae. The transcript has 9 exons. The coding region runs from base 315 to 3029 and encodes 904 amino acids. Gene Ontology annotation, biological process: vesicle-mediated transport.